CCUUUCUGUCGGAACAUGGGGAACUACAUGUCGGCAAAACAAUGAUUUGCUUUCGUUUUCAAGGGUUAAUUCCUUGAAUCGGAUCACGAUGAAGGAGAUGGUCGGGGGUUGCUGUGUCUGUUCCGAUGAGAGAGGGUGGGCGGAGAACCCCCUUGUAUAUUGUGAUGGUCAGGGCUGCAACGUAGCGGUUCAUCAAGCUUGUUACGGAAUCGUACACGUACCCAAGGGGCCUUGGUAUUGCAGAAAAUGCGAAUCCCAGGAACGAACAGCUCGAGUUAAAUGUGAGUUGUGUCCCCAAAAGGAUGGUGCACUGAAGAGAACUGACACAGGAGUUGCCUGGUGUCACGUGGUGUGCGCUCUAUUUAUACCAGAGGCUUGGUUUGCUAAUGUCCAGACCAUGGAGCCCAUUGUUUUGAAAAAUGUCCCUCCUGAAAGAUUUAAUAAAGUGUGUUAUAUAUGUGAGGAGAGUGGUCGGGUAGAUAAGGCUAACUCUGGAGCCUGCAUGCAGUGUAACAGGAAUGGCUGUAAGAUGAAUUUCCAUGUCACAUGUGCUCAGGCACAAGGACUUUUGUGUGAAGAGGCUGGUAACUAUGGAGACAAUGUGAAGUAUUGUGGGUACUGUGUCCACCAUUACAAAAAGCUGAAGAGAGAUGCCAAUAUAAAACAGAUUCCAGCUUUCAAGCCUAUUCCUGCAGAUAAUGCCAGUCCUGACAAGGGAGAUAAAUCUAGUGUAACAUCCUCAGAUAUUCGUGUUAAGGUUGGAUGUCAGGAUGUUCAGCAAAGAAAGAGAGGAAAUAAAGCAGAAACGAAGGAGGGCUAUAACACGAUGGGGCACCUGUUGGCGGGGAUAGAGAAGGAUAAACACCCCUCCACGCCCCCCUUGUCUAACGCCAGCAGUGGUAUAGGAACCUCCACCAUGUCCGAGACGUCAACGAUCAGCCCCACAGAGUCACCCAAUCAGGAGGAGGAAAUUGAGAACAGAGCGUUCCCAAUUUGUCAAACCCCUCAAAAUGACAGAAUCAGUCUCCAUCGAUCUGUGUCAUCCGGGAGCUUGUCUUCAGUACAGAGUGCAGAUCUUAGAUUACCCAGUGAAGUGGGACCAAUGUUUUCAUCCUCCAGUGCUUUGGGCGGUGAAGCAUUAAGUGGCAGUUUUACAGGAUCAUUAGAUAGUUUUAUAACAGGUGCAGCUCAAAGGAUCUCAACCAUGGGGAAAACUGCUUCACAGAGUGAUAAUGAAAUUGAUCAAACAGCUAGAAGAUCAAGAUCUCAAGAAAAGUUUGAAAAGAAACUAAAGAGAACAAAGCUGAACUCUGCAGCGGCCAAGAAACUGAACCGAAACCCCUCUACAGAAAGCAAGGACGCCUCACCCCCAGGGUCCCGGAAGGUCCGCAGAAAGCCCGAAAUCACCACUCCAAGUAUAGGGGCCAACUCCAGUCUAAGUCUGAAUAACUUCUCAGUGUUUGGAGGCAGCCCACAUUUCCAGAGUCUCAGUGCUCCAGGCCCACUCAGCUUCUCUUUUACUCAGAACAACUCGGGCUCCAGCCUCGGGUCAUAUAAUGAUCUCACAGAUGGUGCAUGUGGACCACCAAAGAUAUUUCCUAGUCAGCAGUCUCCACAAAAGGAGCCACCAAAUGGUGAGUUUCCGACAUCUUUAGAACAGUUACUAGAGAGGCAAUGGGAACAGGGCUCUCAAUUUCUGAUGAAGCAGGGAGAGCAUUUUGACAUUGCUUCCCUUCUGCACUGUUUACACCAGUUAAAGUCAGAGAACCAGCAAUUAGAGGGUCACAUACAGUCCCUGUCGACACGCCGGGACCACCUGCUGGCCGUUAACGCCCGGCUAGCUGUUCCGUUCUCCUCCCCUCUGCAUGCUGAGUCAUUCCUCACCGCAGAUAAAUCUUCAGAAAAGAACUCCGAACCAUCACUAGUGCAGGAUGUAACCUGUUUAACCUCUGACAAUCCGGUCUUGGCUGGAGGCACCACCACAGUUCCCAUUACGAGUUCUGUCUCAGCCCUCCCAGCCAUGGCUUCAUCAUUCAUCAGUAGUAAUCCAACACAAACCUCAUCUGUAUCAAAUACUCCAUUACCCAGUGUCAACACGCCUACAGCAAUGGAAGUCUCACCUUCCUCCUUGUUAACAGAUAAAAAUAAAUCCGACGUCACAUGAACUGUUUUGUUUUCCUCAUUUAAUUCUGUUUUAAUUAUAUAUAUUAAAUUAUUUAUUGGAGAAUAAAGAUGUUUUUUAA
This is a messenger RNA of Saccostrea cuccullata (small rock oyster), 2243 nucleotides long. Its product is annotated as protein AF-10-like. Gene Ontology annotation, biological process: regulation of transcription by RNA polymerase II. Bases 89 to 2164 code for a protein of 691 amino acids. Gene Ontology annotation, cellular component: nucleus. Lineage: Eukaryota; Metazoa; Mollusca; Bivalvia; Ostreida; Ostreidae. Gene Ontology annotation, molecular function: histone binding; nucleosome binding. The record is from RefSeq and is a predicted model, not a curated record. The transcript has 16 exons.